Molecule: messenger RNA, 240 nt
Organism: Pyrenophora tritici-repentis Pt-1C-BFP
Lineage: Eukaryota; Fungi; Ascomycota; Dothideomycetes; Pleosporales; Pleosporaceae
Product: Protamine-P1 domain containing protein
Source: RefSeq, a predicted model, not a curated record
AUGUCUUACUACAAUGUCUACCCGAACCCAACCAUCGACUACGUCGUUUGCAGCGACUGCGACGCCGCCACCUUCGCCUGGCUAGCAGACGUGUUCCCAUGUGUCGAAUGCGGCAGCGAGAACUUUGAGUUGCCUGAGUCCACAUUAGCAGCGGAGGACAACAAGGAGACGGAGGAUGGUGCUAGGAAGCGAAAGCGGUCAGAGAAAGAUGAUCGUCAUCGUGGAGGAAAGCACGGUUGA